Messenger RNA from Daldinia vernicosa, 1227 nucleotides. RefSeq lists its product as uncharacterized. Bases 1 to 1227 code for a protein of 408 amino acids. Lineage: Eukaryota; Fungi; Ascomycota; Sordariomycetes; Xylariales; Hypoxylaceae. The transcript has 2 exons. The record is from RefSeq and is a predicted model, not a curated record.
AUGGCUACCAUAACUCGUCAACCCUUUGCGCCUCUCGAUGGAGCGCGCUUGCAGACAUUAACAAGUCUCAAGAACAGACAGAAUGCUCUCUCAAACGCGUCGUCUCCGAAGCGAAAAGCAUCAGACAGCUUAGAUACGGACGAUUUCGAGAACGUGGACCCGGUGCUCUACUCUAAGAGAUCAAAGGGCUCGGAUAAUGUCUUUGCCCCCAAGGAUUCUUUCGUCAAGCCGUCAUUCAUUCUCGCGAAAUCGGCUAGUGCCAACGAUGUUGUCUCUAUUCUCAGUCCACCUAAGGCAGCGGCUCCGCGCGCACGGUCCUUACUUAACCCCAAGUCGCCUGUUUCGAAACUGAACAUCAGCUCGGCUAGAUCCACACCCCUUUCGGCUCCCGCUGGCCGAUCUCCAACCCGUGGCAAGAGGUCCGGUAUCCUCUCUUCCCGCCAACGAACUAAGGCCUUCUCUCGAGUGAACCCGCCCAGCUUCAGUUCCUCGAGCGCAUCUUCUGCACCAUUCUCGUUGGAUGCGGCUCUUAAGGGUACCAUCCCGAGCUAUGCCGGUCGCAAAGCCUCUUCCGCGGCAAAGUCUUCAUCUAGUUCCCUUGGUCUCGACAGCCUGCAGGAGGGAGAUAUGAAGCAAUCGUGGUUCUUCGAUAUCCACGAAGACACCCCGGAGCAAGAAAUGACCAAUCUACUACAGCACAGCACUUGCGUACUAGACAUCAGCUCGGACGAAGAGAGUGAGACUCGGCGCCAGCGAGAACGUGCCGAGGGCAAGGAAAAUGUACCUCCGGUGGAUGACGUCUCUCAGACCUCGCGGCCGCGGGCUGCUAGACAUGUAGCAGAGGACGAGAUGGUGUUUGAGAAGGAAAGGAAUCCUCUCGGCGAGAUGAAUGUUCGCGAGUACUACUCGGAGGGAUGCGAUGAGAAUACUAUCGUCAUCAUACCGGGUGAUGACGAAGAAGUUAGCGAAUCCCAAUCCCAACCACAGACACGGUACCGACCUGACGUCACCCCUGCGCUUAACUCUGGCGAAUCGGAUGCACCUCAACUUAACGCUGAUGACGGCGCACAAUCCGUAGACCAGUUAAUGGAGAAGGCAGACGAACCUGCCCCGGGCGCGGCUGUACUCGAGCCGAUGGAGGGAACGGGCGAGAGCUUCGAGGUAUGGGAAAGCGGAAGCGCGAAGGAUGAAGCAGAGGGAACUAUAGUGGAAGCGACAGAGUGCUAA